Messenger RNA from Melospiza georgiana, 3173 nucleotides. RefSeq lists its product as uncharacterized. The coding region runs from base 414 to 2111 and encodes 565 amino acids. The record is from RefSeq and is a predicted model, not a curated record. Lineage: Eukaryota; Metazoa; Chordata; Aves; Passeriformes; Passerellidae. The transcript has 4 exons.
UGACACUGCGUCAUGGAUGUCACCUCCCAGGGACACGGAGGUGGCAGGGCUGUGAUGGGAACAGGGAACUCCCAGGGAUGCAGGGAAAGGCUCCAGCAAAAGCUCUGCCUCACUUGGGAGCUGCCAGGGUCUGAUCCAUUCAGGGAUCCUGGAAUUGUGGAAUAUUUAGGUUGGAAAAGCCCUCUGAGACCCCUGAGUCCCACUGUCCCCUGACACUGCCAAGUGUCCCCAAGUGCCACAAGCACAGGUGGCAUGUGCUGGUGCUGUGACGCUGCUGUUAAAUCCUGUCCUGCCACCUCAGGUCACCUGUCCCCCGCUGCUGCAGCCAGUUUGAUCCUGGGAUCGUCCCUGGAUGAUCAGGUUUGUCCCUCUGCAGUGACAUCGCUGUUCUUCCAUCCUCCCAGUGGCAUUCCAUGUGCCAGGGCUGCAUUCCUGCUGUGCCCUGGGGCUGGGCCAGUUCUGCUGGGCACCUGCUGCCAUCCCAUCCCAGGGUGACCCGUCAGUGGCUGGAUCAGUGUCUGGGUGUUAUCCCGGUGUUAUCCCGGUGUUAUCCUGGUGUUACACAGGAGCAGCCAGGUCAGUGUCCGGGUGUUAUCCUGGUGUUACACAGGAGCAGCCAGGUCAGUGUCCAGGUGUUAUCCCGGUGUUAUCCUGGUGUUAUACAGGAGCAGCCAGGUCAGUGUCCGGGUGUUAUCCCGGUGUUAUCCCGGUGUUAUCCUGGUGUUAUACAGGAGCAGCCAGGUCAGUGUCUGGGUGUUAUCCUGGUGUCAUCCUGGUGUUAUCCUGGUGUUACACAGGAGCAGCCAGGUCAGUGUCCGGGUGUUAUCCCGGUGUUAUCCCGGUGUUAUCCUGGUGUUAUACAGGAGCAGCCAGGUCAGUGUCCGGGUGUUAUCCCGAUGUUAUCCCGGUGUUAUCCCGGUGUUAUACAGGAGCAGCCAGGUCAGUGUCCGGGUGUUAUCCCAGUGUUAUCCUGGUCUCAUUCUGGUCUCCAUGCAGGACUGGUAGGGUCAGUGUCUGGUUGUUAUCCUGGUGUUAUCCCGGUCUCCAUACAGGACCAGCUAGGUCAGUGUCUGGUUGUUAUCCCGGUGUUAUCCCGGUGUUAUCCCGGUCUCCAUGCAGCAGUGGCUGGGUUGGUGUCCGGGUGUUAUCCUGGUGUUAUCUCAGUGUUAUCCCAGUCUCCAUGUAGGAGUGGCCAGGUCAGUGUCCAGCUGCUAUCCCAGUGUUAUCCCAGUGUUAUCCCGGUCUCUGUGCAGGAGCAGCUGGGUCAGUGUCUGGUUGUUAUCCCGGUGUUAUCCCAGUGUUAUCCUGGCCUCCAUGCAGGAUUGGUGGGGUCGGUGUCUGGUUGUUAUCCCGGUCUCUGCAGGAGCAGCCAGGUCAGUACCCAGUUGUUGUCCCAGUGCUAUCCCGGUGCUAUCCCAGUCUCCAUACAGGAGUGGCCAGGUCAGUGUCUGGGUGUUAUCCCGGUGUUAUCCCGGUGUUAUCCCGGUGUUAUCCCAGUCUCCAUGCAGGAAUGGCCAGGUUGUUAUCCUGGUGUUAUCCCAGUCUCCAUGCAGGAAUGGCCAGGUUGUUAUCCUGGUGUUAUCCCAGUGCUAUCCCAGUCUCCAUGCAGGAAUAGCCAGGUUGUUAUCCUGGUGUCAUCCCGGUGUCAUCCCGGUGUUAUCCCGGUGCUAUCCCAGUCUCCAUGCAGGAAUAGCCAGGUUGUUAUCCUGGUGUUAUUCCGGUGUUAUCCCGGUGUUAUCCUGGUGCUAUCCCAGUCUCCAUGCAGGAAUGGCCAGGUUGUUAUCCCGGUGUCAUCCCGGUGUUAUCCCGGUGCUAUCCCAGUCUCCAUGCAGGAAUGGCCAGGUUGUUAUCCCGGUGUCAUCCCAGUGUUAUCCUGGUGCUAUCCCAGUCUCCAUGCAGGAGCAGCUGGCCCAUUCCAGCCCGGAGCAGGUCCCAGCUGUUCUGUUGAACCCAGAGGGGCCACCCCAAGCCCCGUUAAUCCUUUAGAGGAGCAGAUAAUCCAUCAGCUCCCAAACCCCAGCUCACCCCCGCUGCCCAAACCGUGUCCAUGGCAGGGCCUGGAUGAUCCCAGGGCAGAUUUGCCAGGCACUGCUGUUCCUCAGGCCUGGUGACACCCCUGUGACAGCUCUGUGUGUCCCCAAGGGAGCCUGUGGGGAUUAUUUUGAUGUCACCCUCUGGGGACAGGAGCUGAGCAGCAGCUGGUGCUGCAAACAGAUGACUCCACGGAAAAGAGCUGGAGUUAACCUGGCAUCUCCUCUCCAAUCCUCUAAAGAACCAGGAAUUCUCCCAUCUGUGCUGGUGCCACCACCUCCUUCUCAUGGAUUUAGGAUAAAAAACCUCCCUUACCCGUCCCUGAGGAGUUUCAGGGACAGCCCAAAGCACCUGACACCAUUUCCCUGGGGUUAAUUGCAUUUUCUCCCUGCUGCUGCAUUUAUUGGAUCUUUGUGUGGGAAGAGCUGAUAUAUUCUGGAUUUAGGGAGCAGAGCUGUGCGAGAGGAGAGGAGCUGGUUCAUUAGAGCAGCUCUAAUACCCAUAAUUAUCUUAAACCUAAAUCCGUGUGAGCCUGCACGUGGCUCCUCCAGAAAUGGACACAGCCCUGGGAUCAUUCAGGGGCUUAAAGCCAAGGAUCCAGGAUGAUUUCAUCUGGAAAUGCUUCAGAAGGGAUUUCUGUUUAGGGCCAGAGCAGUGGGAAUGGGAGGGAGAUUCUGUUGGAGCGUUGGAAUGGAUUUGAAUUGUCAGCUCUGGGUUUGUGGUGCUCAGGCUGGUGGAGCUCCGGGUUUCUUUGUUUGGAGAUGCAAUUCCAGUGCCCAAAAUUGUCCCUUGGGAAUGCUGCCCUGCCCCCAGCGCCUGCACGCAGCCAGAGGGAGCUGCAGGAGAGGAAUCAUGGAAUGGGCUGGGUUAGAGGGGGCCUUAAACCCAUCCAGGGACACCUCCCACUGUCCCAGGUGGCUCCAACCCCAGUGUCCAGCCUGGCCUUGGGCACUGCCAGCGAUCCAGGGGCAGCCACAGAAAAUCUGGCAAUUCCAGCCCAGCCAGCAAUUCCUUGCCAAGAUCCCAGCCCAAUCUGCCCUUUCCCAGUGGGAGCCAUUCCCUGGCUCCUGUCCCUGCAGGCCUUGUCCCCAGUCCCUCUCCAGCUCUCCUGGAGCCCCUGCAGGGACUCUGAGCAUUCCCUG